AUGUCGCCAAAAUCUGUUCUCAGCAACCUUGCAUCCGUCAAUGAGCCGAUACGGCGUGGAUCGAUCAGCUCUAAUCUGGAAAAGUCUAACGGUGGAAAGCGCGAAGCUAUCAAGGCAUCAUUCAAAGAGAGUCAAAUUUACAAACUCAAAACUAAGAUGACCUCCGGAAGGAAGGCAAAGACUGAGAAAAUCGGGUCUCUAGAAAAGCAAAAUGAGAGCAUCGAACUGGAGACUGCUCGUGACACUCCAAGUACGCCGCUGCCGGAGUCUUCAUUAGCGGAGGCGUUACCCACUAGCAAUAGCAAUGAACCCACUGCUGACUUGGAAGCUCCCGAGCCAAGUACCACUGCUUCACCAGAACAUGUUUCCGAUACCUCGUCCGAAGUGUCGGUCACCUCGCUCGUUGCCGAUCUCGAUCAGGCAACGAGGUUUUUGGAUGAUGAGGGCGAUAGCCAGGACACGAAUCUUGCCAUUACCUCACACGACCCACCCCUGCUGAUACAUGGUCAGCCUGUCGAGCCGAUGACAAACCCUACAUUCAGCAUUUUCGACACAUCAGAGCAGUUGCAUCAAAUCAGAGCGUUGAUCUUGAAGCAGGCAUACGACUUCCUUACAGAAAUGCCUGCUGAUACGACCACCAUGGACUAUGUGGACCAGAUACUCCAGGAGUAUCGCGUAUUGCUGCAGAGGUACAGUUCGAACUCGGAAAAUCUACAGCAAGCGACAGAUCAACUGAAAGUGUACCACGAUAUCGAAAAGAAACUCAGGGAUACACAGAUGGAGUUGAGAGAGACAAAAGGAAGACUACAAGAUGCGGAAAAGCAAAAAGGUAGAUAUGACAGAGAGUCUACUCAGCAGAAGGGACGAUCAGCACAACUGGAAAGACAGUUGAAGACGCAGCUGUCUAAAGACAAAGCACAGUGGCUAUCUGAACGUAAAACCCUCUUGGAGGAAAAUGAGACGCUAAUGAUGUCGUAUGGUCAACAGAUACAGAGCCUGAAUAGUAGCCAUUCUGUUGAGAUCGGGCGACUGCAAAAAGAGAAACAAGAUCUCUAUCAACAUACAACACUAACGGAGCGAGAACACGACCAACGCUAUAUCCGUUUACGAAACGAGAAGAAUGCCAUGAUCACGGAAUUGAAACAACAGAUCGAUUUUCUGACAGACGAGAUUACACGCGCUAAGAGAUCUGCGGAAGAGCAACUGCGCGUGCAGAGGGUCACGCUCAAAGCAGAACAUGAGCAUGAUCUACUCAUGCAUGACAAGGAUGUUAAAAAACUCCGGAAGGAAUUGCAGAUACAAAAGACCAGUCUCACCGAGGCGCAUACGCAAGAAUUACAGCAACUGCAAGAAAGAUCUCAGAGUGAGAAGGUUGAGCUUGAUAAGAAGCACGACGAGGAAAUGGCACGAUUGCGAUCUCAGCGCGAAGAGCUGAAAGUGGCGCUUGUUGUGAGAGACCAUUUCAAGGGCUUGAAAGAUCGUGAGCUUACUGCGCGAUACAAACGAAUCUCCACUGAGAUCGAAAACUUCGCAAGCAUGGAGUGGAACACUCGAUGUGAAGCCAACUGGCCCCUCUCAGAGGCACAGCUUAUGCGGCUUCAUCCGAAAAAUACAAGAAGACUGAAGCAGCAGAUAGUUCAGCACUCCAUGUGGGUACUUCUGUAUGAGAAUAUUUUCAGUCUACCAUUCAAGGUAUUUGGGAAAGAAGGCGUGAGGAUGAACGAUGACUGGACCAGUAUCUACGAUUUAGGUGUGUCCUCACUAGAGUGGCCCACGGUACCCUCAGAGAUUGAAAAACAGCGGUACGAGACUGCUCGUUCACUUCUUACGGCCAUUGAAGCACCUGGUCGAGGAUCGACGGAACACCAAGAGCUACGUACUGCAUACAGCGAAACGAUCUCAGCAUUGGUGACGAUUAUCUCACAGGCUAUCGAAAGGGUUGCAUCACUGAACGAGAGAGACUUGAAGUUACUUGAUGCUCUCGUGAACCUCAGUGGGAGGACUUGGCUGGAAUGUUGUUCUCAGCGAUACAGACUCAUCAUGCAGUUGCCUAUAGCUGAGGGCAAUAUUCUCAAUCUGCCCCGCAAAGAAGCCCAGGCACUGACGCUUGUUGUCAGUCCGGAACUGAAGCGGUACGGCAGCUCUCAAGGCGAGCAGCUUCACGGCGGCGAGCCGAUCACCGGUUGGAAAGGACUUGCCGUAUCGUAUCCAGCAUGA
Messenger RNA from Alternaria viburni, 2217 nucleotides. RefSeq lists its product as uncharacterized. The transcript has 2 exons. The record is from RefSeq and is a predicted model, not a curated record. Bases 1 to 2217 code for a protein of 738 amino acids. NCBI's taxonomy places the organism in Eukaryota, Fungi, Ascomycota, Dothideomycetes, Pleosporales, Pleosporaceae.